Molecule: messenger RNA, 2220 nt
Organism: Alternaria alternata
Lineage: Eukaryota; Fungi; Ascomycota; Dothideomycetes; Pleosporales; Pleosporaceae
Exons: 1
Coding region: 462-2054 (530 amino acids)
Source: RefSeq, a predicted model, not a curated record
GUGCGUUGCGUACAUGACGGGGCCGCUAGCCCUCCCAGCCUCACAAAAUCCAGAUUCCCUGCCACGCUGUUUCCUGCCAACCACACGAAACAGCCAUCGAGGACAAAACCUCGCCCUUUGCUCGACGAAACAUUGAACCCUCUUUUUGCCUUUUGGUACACCACGAUUGCAGUCAACUGCCGUACUGCACAUCUUACACAUUCUACCACCAGACACUCGUUGACCGCCGCUUUACCUUCCCACGACUCUCGCUCCUCGCUCUUAUCGAUAAAUUCAUCGUGUUGGCCGGGUUACCCUCAGCACCCGCCCCGCCGAGCAGCAAGGAAAGAAGUGCUUUCGCGUUUCACACAUCUCCAUCCGUCUGCUCGACAAAUCGUUGGGCGACUGACACAGUCCUCGACCGCCAAACAGCGUACCGUCUAGCAAUCCCGGCACCGGACGUUUAGCUGCAGUAGUUUGGAAUGAGCCGCAACGCCCCUCACGACUUGGAGCUGCAACAGCCACCUCAGGCCCCUUAUGCGACCCAUACCUCGCAGCAUACUGGCGUGAGAUCCCCAUCGUAUCACACUCGCAAGCAGUCUGCGUCUGUGGUCAGCGAACAGGUGAACAAAUUCGACGACGUGGACAUCACCGGACUUCAACCACCACCUUCCGCUUUAACACCCACUACUGCAACUGCAUAUGACCCACAUGCACCUUCCCCACUAGAGGACUUCCCUAGGACUGGCCGAAGUAGUCACCAGCGCACCUUGACCGGUACAAUCUUCGACAACUUCAAUCGCGCAACAUCGACAAUCCAACAGCAUACUUCAAGAGCAUCUUCACCUACAAAAUCUCUGGCAAGCUUCAUUCCCUCAAGAGGCGCUAUCGAAUCCAGCGCUAGCCAGCCUAAGAUUAGGGCGCUACAGAACUGGUUCAACGGCUCCUCUGCGCCCGUGAAGCUAGGUGUCCAGCAACAGGACGACUAUUCGGAUUCCGGCUCCGAGUCAGGAGAGAGUUACGAUUCCGAGUCCGAAGAGGAGGAAGAGGAGAGGGGCAACAUGAUGACCAACCUCUUCAACCGUGGCUCUUCCCUCACGAGGGGCACGUCGCAGAGCCCGAUGCGAUCAGAUGAUACCCACACACCGAGCAAGGCACCGAGCCAGCCCACCGCUAGCAGCAAGUUCGCAUGGCUGUUGUCCACACAAAAGAAUGCCGCCGUCCCCCCUCCACAGCAGUCGCCCACAUACCACAACCCUGACGACGAGUUACUCAAUUUGAACAUAUCACACUCGCUUUUCCCACACGGACCCGCCGAUCCGCUAGCACCUUCGUCCUUCCACGACCUUCUUACCAACGCCGAAGCCCUCCUCUCUCGCUACCAGACCGCCUACCGCCAACUCUCUACUGCCCUGGGAGACGCACAUGCCGAACAAAGCGCGCAGGACGAUGAGCUUGAUGAAGCCGAGACACGGGCAAGGCACCUGAAGAUGCAACUGGAGACAAUGGCAGCACGAGCAGCCGAGCAGGACGAGCAAAUGCGCGUCCUCAUGGAAGACCUCGCGUUUGAGAAGAAAGCUCGUCAAGAAGAAGAGGCUGCUCGUAAGAGGAGUCUGGCCCUCAUUAGAGCAACACCACAGUGUGAGCACACUUCGUGCCAGGAGUCCGCCCGUCGACACAACCGUGUGUCAGGCUCAGAAAUCAGCGUCGAUUCUGGUUUCGAGUCUGAGAAUGAGACCGACGCUGCGAGCGUAUUCUCAAGAAGCUGCCUCAGCCCUACCGGUACCGACCGCUCAUCCAUUCUCGACAACGAUAUUCACGACAUCACACCGAAGGGCCGAAAGCCUCAAUCGCUACAACGGGGAAGCACAUACGACAAGCCCCGAGAAGGCAAAGUCGACAUCGCUAAAGGUGGAUGGGGAUGCGCCAACUGCCAGGGCGGCGCACAAUCUGCUGUUUGGGGCCGCCUAGCGAAGGAGCGAGAGGAGAACCGCACGCUCAGACUGCGUGUUGAAACCUUAGAGGAGGCCGUCGAUGGUGCUUUGAAUGCCGUCACUGGCGCUUGGGGAAUGUAAAUAUUCGUGUACGGGCAUGACUUUGGCGUAUAUUGGCGUUUGGUAUACCACUGUUUGACGAUUGGAUGACUAUCAGAUUGGUUUCAGUCUUUGGAAUGUAGAACGCAUACAUAGAGUAUCGUAUAGCAUCAACUACUACCCACCACAGUACCACUAUGUGUACAAA